AUGGGUUCUAAGUCCUCUCUUUCUCAAUCUCAAUCAUCUUUAAGGCAAAAGCGUUUUCUCAUUUGUAUCUUGCUUGUUUCCUUACCUCUUCUUCUCUUUCUACUUUGUUUGAUGCACAAAAGGGUCGUUUCUAUCAACAACAUGGUUCAGGUGGACCCGAAGCCAAGACCAACUUGGUUUGACAUCAUAGCUAAAGGUGUCAAUGACAAAAAUAAGAUUAAGGUUGGUGUCGUUAAUUUCGAUGCUAGAGUGGAUGGUAGCGUAUAUGAACAACUAUAUGCACUUCAUCCACAAGUAGAGGCUGUGUCUAUAGAUUUUGAUCGUGUGAAUGAGAAUUUGAAAUGGGAGGACUUUUUUCCUGAAUGGAUUGAUGAAGAUAGGAAAUGGGGUGAACCCAAAUGCCCGGAAAUGCCAAUGCCGGUGUUGGAGAAUUAUGGAGAUCUCAAUGUUGUGGUGGCAAAAGUUGAAUGUGGGAUUAGGGAUGUGUUUAGGUUGCAAGUUAAUUUGGUAGUGGCUAAUUUGGCUGUGGAGAGUGGGUGGGUGAAUAAGAUGGGGAAUGGUCAUAAGCAGGUGUAUGUUGUGUUUAUUGGGUCUUGUGGUCCCAUGGUAGAGAUUUUCAGGUGUGAUGACCUUUUGAUGCAUCAAGGGGAAUUUUGGCUGUACAAUCCUGAUUUGAGGACCCUAAAGCAGCAAAUGCUUAUGCCUGUUGGUUCAUGCCAGAUUGCUCCGGGUUAUGCUGAAACGGGUAAAGAGGUAUGGAGGACACACAUGCCACAACUAUCGAAGUCAACAAAGCACAACUACACAACGCGCGUUCCAAAGCUAGCCUAUGUCACUGUCCUUCACUCUUCAGAAGCUUAUGUUUGUGGUGCAAUAGCACUUGCUCAAAGCAUCUUUCAAACCAAGAAACACGCCUUUCCAACAAUAAGAGACCUAAUCCUCUUAGCCGAUAAAUCCAUUGGUCCUGAAUCCAUAAAGGGUCUAAAAGCUGCAGGAUGGAAAAUCAAGCGCAUUGAACGUAUCUUAAGUCCCUUUGCCGAAAAAACCGCAUAUAACCGAUGGAACUAUAGCAAGCUACGUAUAUGGCAACUCACAAUGUAUGAUAAAGUCAUCUUCAUAGAUUCUGAUCUCUUAGUACUAAACAACAUCGACCAUUUAUUCGUGUACCCUCAAUUAUCAGCAGCACCUAAUGAAUACACGAUAUUCAACUCCGGGUUGAUGAUAAUUGAGCCAUCCCAAUGCAUGUUCGAGACCAUGAUGGAGAAAACUAACAAGGUGAGAUCAUAUAAUGGAGGUGACCAAGGUUUUCUUAACCAAAUUUUUACGUGGUGGCAUCGUUUACCAACGAAGCUAAAUUACCUGAAAGUUUUUCAUCAGAGUGACAGUGAGAAGCGGCAUGAGGUCCCUGAUGACGUGGACGUCAUACAUUAUUUGGGUUUGAAGCCAUGGAUGUGUUAUAGGGACUAUGAUUGUAACUGGGACGUGCAAGAGCGCCAAAUUUUUGCUAGUGACUCGGCUCACAAAAGGUGGUGGCAGGUUUAUGAUGCAAUGCCGAAACAGUUGCAAUCUUAUUGUGGCCUCACUAAGAAAAUGAAUGAAAAUAUUGUGAAGUGGAGAAGGAGAGCAAAAAGAAAUGCUAGUUUCUCUGAUGGGCAUUGGAAGAUUGAGGUUAAGGAUCCUAGGAGGAAGCAUUAUCAUUCAGAUUAG
Molecule: messenger RNA, 1707 nt
Organism: Abrus precatorius (Indian licorice)
Lineage: Eukaryota; Viridiplantae; Streptophyta; Magnoliopsida; Fabales; Fabaceae
Product: putative UDP-glucuronate:xylan alpha-glucuronosyltransferase 4
Exons: 2
Coding region: 1-1707 (568 amino acids)
Biological process (GO): xylan biosynthetic process
Molecular function (GO): glycosyltransferase activity
Source: RefSeq, a predicted model, not a curated record